Molecule: messenger RNA, 1467 nt
Organism: Hevea brasiliensis (rubber tree)
Lineage: Eukaryota; Viridiplantae; Streptophyta; Magnoliopsida; Malpighiales; Euphorbiaceae
Product: protein C2-DOMAIN ABA-RELATED 11-like
Exons: 4
Coding region: 209-712 (167 amino acids)
Source: RefSeq, a predicted model, not a curated record
UUUAUUGCUUUCCAAAUAUAGAAUUUACUUCAAUUUCAGUUUUUGCUUUAGGGUUUUGCUUUAUGGUGAUGUUAUAGUUUCUUGGUUAAAAUAAAGAAACAGCAUAUGCUGUGUUAUUUGCUUUCAUUUUCAGCUGCUUGUGAACCUUGCCUUUUUCUUUUUGAUCUAAGCUACCUCUGCCUCUCUUGCUGUUCUCAACAAGCGAACUAUGGGAGAGCAGUUGGGAUUGCUAAAGGUGACUGUUGUACAAGGGAAAAAAUUGGUUAUCCGGGAUUUCAAGAGCAGUGAUCCUUAUGUGGUGGUCAAGCUAGGAAGUCAGACAUCAAAGACCAAAGUUAUAAAUAGUUGCCUUAAUCCAGUCUGGAAUGAAGAGCUAAGCUUCUCCCUCACAGAACCUAUUGGAGCUCUAAGUUUGGAAGUAUUUGAUAAAGACCGUUUCAAGGCAGAUGACAAGAUGGGGCAUGCUCACCUCAGCCUUCAACCAAUUGCCUCUGCUGCUAGGUUGAAGCAGAUUCUGCAAGUUUGUUCUGGUGAGACUAUUUUAAGAAAGGUAGUUCCAGACUCAGACAACUGUCUUGCCAGGGAAAGCUCGAUUAGUUGUAUUGAUGGUGAGGUGGUGCAGAGCGUAUGGUUGAGGCUCUGUGCAGUUGAGUCUGGGGAGAUAGAACUAAAGAUUAAGUUGAUUGAUGCUCCUGUUGCCUCUUCAAGGUAGUUCAGAGCUUAGAAUUGUGCGAUGAGUAGACUUCCGACAAUGGUAGUCGGUGGUAGAUGUAUCGGUAGGCUACCUUGUACACCUCUAAUUGUAUCAAAUAGAUUUUCAAAGUAAGGUAUUAAAAUUAGUAAAGAUUUCAGCUGGCUCAUGCAAGACCAAGCUUCUUUUGUCUGGGUGUGCUCGAGUGCAAUUAUGUCUGCUUUUGAAAUUGUUAUCAAGUUUGAGGAGAUUUUUAACUCUUAAAUGUGAAUGUGAUUCUAGUUUAAAGAUUGCAUGUGAUUUGGCAGUAAUAUGCAAAAUCAUUUUGCUUUGUAAGAAAGAAAAGAAAUUCUUUUUGGGACAUCUGAUGUCAUCAAAUGUUGUUGCAAUGUGAAUAUAUGCUUGUUUGCUUAUGCAUGCUGUUUAAUCAGAUGAUUCAGCCAUGUUCAUUUCUGAUUUGAAUUACGUUCAUUUCUGCCAUGUUAGGAGGACAGAGAAUAGAGAGGCACAUAACUUAGCUAGUCAAGUAGUCCAUGACGCUUCCUUUUUGUUUUACUCUCUCUGUCGGUUGAGCUAUGUGCUGUCUAUUUGGCCUAUUAAGGCUUUCAAUGUAUUGAUAUCUUUGAGGAGAAAAAAAAAUUCAGAUGAUUCAGCAGCCACGUGUUCAAGUGUAAUCAAGUUUUCAAAGUUUGUACAAUAGUCCAAUGAGAAUAAUCUGAUGUCAUCAUUGUUGUUUGUUGGAAAAUUUUAUUUAGACUUAGGCUUCGAUUGAUUUA